CCCCAGCCCCGGCCCAGUAGCUGACGUAAAGAUGAGCAGCUCAGAGGAAGUAUCAUGGAUCUCAUGGUUCUGUGGGCUUCGUGGCAAUGAGUUCUUCUGCAAGGUGGAUAAAGACUAUAUCCAAGACAAGUUCAACCUCACAGGGCUCAAUGAACAGGUGCCCCACUAUAGGCAGGCACUAGACAUGAUCCUCGACUUGGAACCUGAUAAGGAGUUGGAGGACAACCCCAACCAGAGUGACCUGAUCGAGCAAGCAGCCGAGAUGCUGUAUGGACUGAUUCAUGCCCGCUACGUCCUCACAAACCGUGGCAUCGCCCAGAUGUUGGAAAAAUACCAGCAGGGAGACUUUGGCUAUUGUCCCCGUGUAUAUUGUGAAAACCAGCCCAUGUUGCCCAUUGGACUGUCAGACAUACCAGGUGAGGCCAUGGUGAAGCUGUACUGCCCCAAGUGCAUGGAUGUUUACACCCCCAAGUCGUCCAGGCACCACCACACAGAUGGUGCUUACUUUGGCACUGGCUUUCCUCACAUGCUCUUCAUGGUGCAUUCUGAGUACAGGCCCAAACGGCCUGCCAACCAAUUUGUGCCCAGGCUGUAUGGCUUCAAGAUCCACCCUAUGGCCUACCAACUGCAGCUUCAGGCAGCCAGCAACUUCAAGAGCCCUGUCAAGACCAUCCGCUGACUUGUCUUCUCC
Messenger RNA from Trichosurus vulpecula (common brushtail), 691 nucleotides. Its product is annotated as casein kinase II subunit beta-like. The transcript has a single exon. Bases 32 to 679 code for a protein of 215 amino acids. The record is from RefSeq and is a predicted model, not a curated record. Lineage: Eukaryota; Metazoa; Chordata; Mammalia; Diprotodontia; Phalangeridae. Gene Ontology annotation, cellular component: protein kinase CK2 complex; cytoplasm. Gene Ontology annotation, molecular function: protein kinase regulator activity.